Molecule: messenger RNA, 2617 nt
Organism: Trachemys scripta elegans
Lineage: Eukaryota; Metazoa; Chordata; Testudines; Emydidae
Gene: IFNGR1
Product: interferon gamma receptor 1
Exons: 7
Coding region: 711-1880 (389 amino acids)
Cellular component (GO): membrane
Molecular function (GO): cytokine binding; cytokine receptor activity
Source: RefSeq, a predicted model, not a curated record
UUGAGAACUAGAGAUCCAUUUUUAGAGUAUUCUGUAUUUUUAAUAAUUGUAUAUGUUCAAAGCAAUGUACAGACACUAACCAACCACUGCCAACACUAUGAAGUAGACGGGUAAAUAUUAUACCCAUUUUUAAACACAAGGAGACUAAAACAGAUAGUGACUUGUGCAAAGCCACAGAGUGAGUCAAUGGUAUAACCAGAAUUGGAGCCCAGGACUUCCCAACUCCACAUCUUGCUCCUAGAGCAGCUGCAGUUCCCAUUGACUUUACUUGUAGUUGAGUGCUCAGCAACUCUGAAAACAAGGUCCCAUGUCUCAAGUUGGGUACCCAGAAAAUGGGGAAUACAAUGUGAAAAUCUUCAUUUAAGUGACUUACCCACUAUAACAUACGCAAUCUAUGGCAGACAUGUGGAUGGAACCCAUUUCUCCUGGGUGGCAUUCAGUUGCUGUUGAAGGCAAUCCUUUCUCUUUCUGCAGUCCCCUAACUCAUCCUCACUCUCUCCACACCUUGUAGUUCUACAAUGGAUGAAUCAGAUGUCCUACAGACAGCUGCAUUCACUACACAACCCUGAUUCACUCGCUGAACACUUUCCAGGACUUCUAGGUCUCCAGCAUUGACCUCUACCUCUUGAGCUAAAGCAAUACCUGUGCCUCUGCCAACAAAUGUUGUAAUAGAAUCCUUGAACUUCAAGACUGUAUUGCGCUGGGAUUACAUGCGCAUGCCUACAACCCCUCACUUUAUUGUGGAAAUCCAACCUUAUGAGCUAGGGAAAUAUAAGCCAGUCAGCACCUGCAUGAAGAUAAGUAAACAUUAUUGUGACCUCUCUAAUGAAAUAGAAGACCUGAGUCAGUCUCACUGGGCUAGAGUUAAAGCUUUCAUUGGGUUAGAAGAGUCCGAGUACGUUGAGACCAAAGAAUUUGUUCUGCGACGGGAUGGAAAAAUAGGACCACCGACUCUGAAUGUCUCAAUUGAGAGAGACCAAAUCAGGGUUGAGAUUCGCCCCCCACGCGCUGUUCGAAAAUAUAAGGACUUCACGUACAAGGUGUUUCUCUGGUCCAAUGGAGAGCAGCUCGAAGAGCUUGAAGCAGGGCCAUGUAAGAAGCAUCUAUGUAGCAUAUACAUUCCAUUUUUUUCUCAAGAUUCCACCUACUGUGUUUCAGCUCAAGGACGUUCAUCAAUUGUUUCAGAUCGAGGAUUUUCCCAAUCAAAUCAAAGUUGCAUUCAUGUUCCUUUAAAACAGCCACGAGACUUUAAAAAUAUUAUAAUCAGUGUUGCUGUUGUCAUUGGCGUUGGACUGAUUUUGGCCAUGUAUUAUCUUUGCAAGCAACUAAAGAAGAGAAAAAUUGAACUACCCAAGUCUUUGGUCACUGUGAUACGAAAUCUGAACUCGCGCAACGUUUUAGAAACAAAACCAGAAACAAAAUAUAUCUCUGUCAUAACCUCAUCAUCAUCCAAGCCAACGCUCUCAGUGAGUGACGAGGUAAACUUGAUAGACCAAGUAGACCAAGUUAAAGAAAUAGGGACCCCUAAUCCUGAAGACUGCAGUGAAGAAACAGACACUGUCAGCUCCCAGGAGAUAUCAAACAAAACAGAAGAGAUGUCUAUCCAAGAAAGCAUUGCUGAAAUGACCCCUGAUGAUGAAGAAAGCCCAAGAGUGAAAGAGAAUUAUUUUCAUUCUAAUAGUAGCCAAACGGAGUUAAGUAGUAUUCCUUCAGACCCAGAGCCUUCCAACAUGGAGGUGCAAGAGUCCCUUAUCCUAAAGAGCUGCAACAAGUUUUCUGGUUAUGACAAACCUCAUGUAAUAAUGGAUCUCCUCAUAGAUGUUGGUGAAGAGGAGUCUGUGAUUGCAUAUAGGCAUCCUGAUGAAGUGCAUGAGUCAUGAAGAGAAUCAUUUGAAGACUACAGGGAGUUCCUUUUUGUGUGCACAACAUAGACAUUUAGAAGUUUAUGAACAUCUUAGUCCAAAUGGGAUUAUCAGUGUGACUUCUUAGAGCAGACUCUUAAAAUUGAAGGGAACUCAAAUGGAAACUGCAACUAGUGUUGUCUCUGACAGUGCAGAAAAGGGGGAAGUGACUGCAAUAUAUCAGUUCUGCUAUGAAGGUGUGUGUCUCACAUUAAGCCACGAGGUGGUUUGCCUUUGACAUUUUCCUUUAGGCUGUUAAAGAACUAUCUUUAUACGAAAGGAAGGAUUCUGCAGUAUCUUCUAAAUAAAGUCCAUUGAAGAAUCGUCUAUACACCCAUAUCAGUUUGGGAAUUCCUGACUCCAUGGCCAAGGACCAAUUAUAUUGGAGCCUGUUUCUCGAGCUAGAAGUGCUGCAUGGUGGGUCAUAAAUCUGUACAUCUGCACUAAUUGCAAGACAGUAUGCCACCCCUUCAGAAUGCCUACGUUAUACAUUUACACUUAUUGACACAGCUAUUUCGUGUGCUUAUAGCUUUAUCCAUGUUUUGUGUACAGAAGUCAUAUUGUGCAAUCACAUCUUAUGCUCUGAGAAACCUGUAUGUUAGCAUGCUACCUGACCCUAAUUGCAAAAGACUGUUGAACUCUUAGCUGCACUGUUUCUAAAGAAGCAAUACUGUUAAGCAGCAGUUAUUAAAAAUGUUUAGCAUUUUUCCUCUAAA